AUAGGGAUCCUACUAUUAUGGACAGAAGUAAUAUAGAUAAAUGGAGUUCAAAAGUACUGUUAUCACCGCUUGUGUAGCUACUGCGCUGCAGCAAGCACAGGCAUACGUGAAUAGAUCUAUAUCGAAUAUCGGUUGUCGCCAUCGUGGCCAUAUGACUAAUUCAAGAUGUAGUGUACCAAUACAGCGUCGCGCAAUGGCUACGGAAGAUAGAACUCAUCAAGGAUCGACCGCUGAAUCCAUGGAUGAAAGAAAACGGAAGCUGGUAUUCCUGAGGACAUCAACAGGAAAGGGUACACAGGAGUGCUAUGAAGCAUUGAAUGCAGCCCAGGGUGAUUUGAAAAAGGCAUUGGAUAUCAUACGUAAAAGAAUGGAUAAUUGCACUAGUAGCAGUUCAACUGCGGAAGUUAUUGAUCUGCUACACGGGAGAGUUGCUACCGUGUCAUCUAAUAAUGUUGCCGUCAUCCUGGAGAUGAGAUGUGAAACUGACUUUGUGUCUAGGAACCAGAUUUUCAUAUCAUUGACGAAGACAUUCGCCAAUGCAGCGCAUCAUGUGUUGAGCAAUCAUCCUGAAAUAAGUAACACUGAAUUAUCCAAAAGCUUGUUAGGUCUUAAAUGCAUAAAAUGUGGUCGCACACCAGGCGAGGCCGCUAAUAUAGCAAAGUCAGCACUAAAUGAGAAAAUGAUAGUUACACGAAUAGGGGUUGUAAGGGCCUCACAGGGAGAUUUCGUGACGUCAUACCUACACGGAUCGUUACACGGUCAAUAUCCACUGAGCAUGGUAGGAUCAGCAGCGGCAUUAAUGAAGUACAAUCUUGAGUAUCCGGAUACAAUUGUUAUACCACAGCCCGAGGAAUGUUUACAAUCAAUAGGUAAUACCAUUGGAGACAACCACUCGGGAAAUUGCUGCUGCAUGGAUACUACAGAAUGCAAUUAUACUUCGCAACCUAUAUAUGUUGAGCCUAGUAAUCACACUGGGGACGCCGAAUCAAUAAAGCAUAAACUAUCACAAUUCAUAAAGCAUAUGGUUCAACAUAUUGUCGGGGCUAAACCACAAGCUAUCAGCUUAGAGAGUUUUGACCCCGAAAAGGUACAGGCAGCAAGGCAGCAAUUGGAAGCUGAGGCAGCAGCAUCGGGCAAACCUAAAGAAACCAUGGAAAGGAUAGUCAAUGGCAGAAUACGCAAAAUGUUCGGAGAACAUGUACUAAUGGAACAGAAAUGGGCAUUUGAUGGAGGUAAACCAUCUGUAUCGGCUGCAAUAGAUGAUUUUACUAAAAGAUAUAAAAUAUACAUCAAAAUAAAAGAGAUGAUACAGCUAUCAAUUGCCGACGAUAUGCUAGCAUACAAAGCGCCAGAUGGUACUGAAUACCACCAACCUAAUAUAGCAUUUUAAUUAUAUGGUAAAAGUAAAUGUACCCAA
Babesia bovis T2Bo is the source of this 1417-nucleotide messenger RNA. RefSeq names its product Elongation factor TS family protein. Gene Ontology annotation, molecular function: translation elongation factor activity; protein binding. NCBI's taxonomy places the organism in Eukaryota, Apicomplexa, Aconoidasida, Piroplasmida, Babesiidae. The transcript is spliced from 2 exons. Bases 41 to 1390 code for a protein of 449 amino acids. Gene Ontology annotation, biological process: translational elongation. The record is from RefSeq and is a predicted model, not a curated record.